CUUAUUCUAAGAAAUCAAUCACAACAACCACAAACACAAGCACAUCCAAGAGACCUGAAUUCCCACUGCAGUGUACCAAAGGAAUUAAUGUGACACAAAGUUGUCCAAGAACAUACCCUACCACACACAACCCCCCAAAUCCUAGCCAUCCAUCCAAUCACACAUGCCCAUCAUACUUCCGAUGGAUCCACGAAGAUCUACGGCCAUGGAAAGAGACAGGAAUCACGAGGGACAUGAUAGAGCGGGCCCGCAAAAUCGCGCAUUUUAGGCUCUUGAUCGUGGACGGCAAGGCUUUCAUUGAGAAGUAUAGCCAAUCCUUUCAAACUAGGGAUAUGUUUACGUUAUGGGGCAUUUUGCAGCUUCUAAGGGUGUACCCCGGUAGAUUGCCUGACUUGGAACUCAUGUUUAACUGUGGUGAUCAGCCCGUCAUCCCAUCAAAGGACUUUAGGGGCCCGAAUGCUAGCCCGCCACCGCUGUUUCGAUACUGCUCGGAUGAGGGGAGCUUGGAUAUUGUGUUCCCAGAUUGGUCUUUUUGGGGCUGGGUUGAGACCAAUGUAAAACCAUGGAGAAGUCUAUUGCAAAGCAUAAAAGAAGGCAAUAAAAGAACAAAGUGGGAAGACAGGGUGCCCUAUGCUUACUGGAAAGGUAACCCAAAUGUGGCUCGAACCAGAAUGGACCUUCUCAAAUGCAAUGUCUCGGACAAAAAUGACUGGAACACACGCCUAUAUAUUCAGAAUUGGGAGCAAGAAUCUAAACAAGGGUUCAAGGAUUCAAACCUAGAAAACCAGUGCAAGCACAGGUACAAAAUUUAUAUAGAAGGAUGGGCAUGGUCUGUAAGUGAAAAAUACAUCAUGGCAUGUGAUUCUAUGACCUUGUAUGUAAGGCCUCGCUAUCACGAUUUCUUCAUGAGAGGCAUGGAGCCAUUGCAGCACUUUUGGCCUAUUAGGGACAACAGCAAAUGCACUUCUCUUAAGUUUGCUGUGGAAUGGGGCAAUAAUCACAAAGACAAGGCGAAGGCGAUUGGGGAGGCUGCGAGCAACUUUAUACAAGAAGAUCUAAAGAUGGACUAUGUGUAUGAUUACAUGUUUCAUGUGCUAAAUGAAUAUGCAAAGCUCUUGAAAUUCAAACCAACUAUACCUCCCAAUGCAGUGGAACUGUGCUCAGAAAAAAUGGCAUGCCCUGCAACUGGUACAUGUAAGAAGUUCAUGGUAGAGUCUAUGGUGGGGUCUCCAAGUGAUGAGCUCCCAUGCACUCUGCCUCCGCCGUAUGAUCCUCUGGCUCUCCACGAUUUUCUUGAGAGAAAGGCUAACUCAACUAGGCAAGUGGAAGCUUGGGAAAAUGAGUAUUGGCAAAGUAUUGAAAAAAAGCAAUAG
Molecule: messenger RNA, 1373 nt
Organism: Prunus dulcis (almond)
Lineage: Eukaryota; Viridiplantae; Streptophyta; Magnoliopsida; Rosales; Rosaceae
Product: O-glucosyltransferase rumi homolog
Exons: 5
Coding region: 234-1373 (379 amino acids)
Source: RefSeq, a predicted model, not a curated record